GCUUCCGAGUGUAGUGCCGGUUAGUUGUGCCGUACUUCGGCAAUUCGCCUACAAAGAAGUUAAAUAAAAUACUUUUGUAGUGACUGAAUAUUUAAAAAGUGUUCAUUCCAAAAACGUUUACCAAAGUGUACACACAUAUAAAUAUAUUAGAAAAUAGUACAAUCGUUGUUUAUUUAUACUUUGAAGUAACUGGUUCAUUGUUGAAAGCGUGCAAUUUUUUCAUUUCACGUCGCGAGACUGAUUCAUAUGCAUUUCUUUUUUUUGUCGUGAGUUUCUUACACAUCACACAUACAUACGCCCUAUAUUGUGAUUUUUAUCGCUUUGUCAGACUGACGUAUUAAUAUUACAAAAACAAAGUACAAACGAAGUAAUAAAUAAAAAACAAAACUGGUGUCGGUGACGCGCAAUAAUUGCUGAAUUGGCUUGAAUUGUAAAUAAAAGCUAAUAUUGUGCUUAAAGUAUAUGGAAUUUAAGUAGUGAAUUUGUGAAAUAUUGUAUAUAGAGCAAAAUAAAUAUUAUUUAAUUGAGCAGAAUUGACAGAAGUGUUGGAAAACACAGAAAAAGUUUUGACGCUUAAGGAUCAACAUUUCUAAAUACUCAACUGAUACAUUACACCGCACUGCAUUUACUGCCUCGGUUCAUACCACAAUCCUAUAUUAAAUAGAGAUUAGCAAAAAGUUGCUGUACGCAAUGGAUGCGUCCAGCAGUAACGCGAAGGUUACCAAUUGGGAGAAGUUUAAAUUGUUAUUAUGGAAAAACUGGACACUACAAUGGAAUCACAAACUAGAACUGGGCAUAGAGUUGGUCUUACCAGCCGUUUUUUCACUGCUGCUGGUGCUGGUGCGAGUGCUGGUGGAGGUGGAUACAAUGGGUGUGACCACCUAUCCGCCGUUAAAUAUUUCUAAUUUAGACAUUUUCGAAGAUGAAUUAGCAAACGCUCGAAGAUUGAAAAAACUUAUGGGUUUAUACAAAGGGGACAGUGAUGCAUUUGGGAGAGUUAAUACGAUCACUUACAAACUGGCCUUCUCGCCCAAUAACACAUUUUUGGAGGCUAUAAUUACAGAGGCUGCAGAAAGUUUGAAUCUAGAAGGUUAUGUAGUGUAUCCGAAUGCGAGUGCUUUGGAAACUUCAUUUACCACAAACAACUAUUUGGCUGGUGUUCAGUUUGACGACUCUCUACGGAACAUCACCGAUUAUCCGCGUAAUUUUGAGUUUUCUCUACGUUUCCCAAGUGAAUUACGUACAGCGACGCGCACCUUGGGCUGGACUUGGUUGACUUCGAAGCUAUUUCCGCUUAUUGAUUUGGCGGGUCCAAGAAAUUCCGAGGAUUACGAUGGCGGUCUGCCGGUGGGUUAUCUAAGAGAAGGGUUUCUGCCGGUACAACAAGCACUAUCAAUGGCCUACUUGAAGUUGGCUGGCAAUAAGGAGACUUUGCCCUAUAUUGAAAUGCAACGUUAUCCCUAUCCGGAUUAUAUUAGUGAUCCAUUAAUCCAGGCUUUGGAGACGAUAUUGUCUUUGAUUGUUGUUUUGAGCUUCAUUUAUCCGUGCACGUCAAUAACGAAGAGCAUUACCGUUGAAAAGGAGCGACAGUUGAAAGAAGUGAUGAAAAUUAUGGGUUUGGACAACUGGCUACACUGGACAGCUUGGUUCAUAAAGUCGUUUUUCAUGUUGGGCAUAUCCUCCGUGCUAAUCGUAGUUUUGAUUAAGAUUAAAUGGUUCGAAGGAGUUUCUGUGCUCACGUUUAGCCACUGGUCCAUACUGUUAGUGUUCUUACUUAUCUACACCAUAGCCAGUAUUUGUUUUUGCUUCAUGAUGGCGACCUUUUUCUCAAGCGCCAGCACAGCAGCCGCCGUUACUGGCUUAGUUUGGUUUAUUACCUAUUUGCCUUUGUCGUUUACGGUAAAAACCUACGAAACAAUGUCGCUGGGCUCGAAAUUGGGCUGGUGUUUGAUCUCUAAUACCGCCAUGGGUUUCGGUUUCAAAGAAAUACUUGGCUUCGAAGGCAAUGGCGAGGGUUUACAAUGGAACAAUUUGUUUAAAACCGUUUCUGUGGACUCGAAUCUUACUGUCGGCGCAAUCAUGUUGAUGAUGUUGCUCUCCUCCGUUAUCUAUAUGCUUAUUUGUUUGUAUGUGGAGCAAAUUAUGCCUGGCGACUUUGGUGUGCCUAAGAAGUGGAACUUUCCGUUCACCGUCAGCUAUUGGUGCGGUCAAAAGGAAUAUGUUGGUAUUGAGGAUAUGUCGAAUGGUUCGAUGGAGUUUAAAAAUCCAGAUGCCUUUGAGGCCGAACCAGCUGGCAAACAUGUGGGCUUACAAGUGAAAAAUCUCAAAAAACGUUUCGGCGACAAAUACGCCGUCAAAGGCUUGUCGGUGAAUAUGUACGAAGAUGAGAUAACAGUGCUGUUAGGGCAUAACGGUGCUGGUAAAACAACGACAAUUUCUAUGCUGACCGGUAUGUUCCCACCAACGGCUGGCACAGCGAUAAUCAAUGGCAGCGAUAUACGCACCAAUAUUGAGGCCGCGCGCAUGUCACUGGGCAUUUGUCCACAGCAUAAUGUGCUGUUCGAUGAUUUGAGCGUGGCGAAUCACAUAGUGUUCUUUAGCCGAUUGAAAGGUCUGCGUGGGGACGAAAUUCAGGAAGAGAUAGAUAAGUACCUGCGCAUGAUCGAGUUGGAGGAUAAAGCGAAUGUGGCGUCUUCGAAACUGUCUGGUGGCAUGAAGCGUAAGUUAUCGGUUUGUUGUGCGCUAUGUGGCGGCACAAAAGUGGUGCUUUGCGAUGAGCCAAGUUCGGGUAUGGACCCAGCAGCCAGACGUCAGUUGUGGGAUCUAUUGCAGGCGGAGAAAGUCGGGCGCACACUACUACUAACCACACACUUUAUGGAUGAAGCCGACGUACUGGGCGAUCGCAUUGCGAUAAUGUCUGAUGGAGAGCUGAAGUGUCAUGGCACAUCGUUCUUCUUGAAGAAGAAAUAUGGCUCUGGCUAUAGGCUAAUUUGCGUUAAACGCGAGGGUUGUAAUGCGAACGAAGUAACAGCGUUACUAAAUCAAUAUAUACCCGGUAUAAGACCAGAAGCUGAUAUUGGCGCUGAGUUAUCCUACCAGUUGCCGGAUAACUACUCGGCGAAAUUCGAAGAAAUGUUUAGCGAAUUGGAAACAAAGUCAGGUGACUUAAUGCUCGGCGGUUACGGUGUCGGUAUUACCUCAAUGGAGGAGGUAUUCAUGAAAGUGGGCGCAGAAAAUUCCGGCAAUGGCACAAAGAAAGAGCAAAUAGCCAUCAUGAAUGGCAGCUCCGGUUUUAAUGACGAUGACAUCGAAUCUACGAACUCCGAUAGCAUGUUUUCGGAGAACACGCGUUUACUGAAAGGCACAGAUCUUUAUCUCAAUCAAUGGCACGCAAUGCUGCUUAAGAAGUUUCUUUACACUUUUCGUAAAAAGUUUUUGUUCCUCUUACAAAAUUUGCUACCCAUAUUUUUUGUGAUCAUUACCAUCUUGAUCUCGCGAAACUCCAGUACAUUUCGCCAACUGCCUGCCAUAAAGAUUAGUUUGGCACAAUAUCCAAGAACAUAUACGGUACUCGAGACGACCAGCAACAUUGCACCGGGUUCACUGGAGCAACGCAUUGCCGCUGAGUAUAAAACCAUUGUUAACUCUUAUGGCGGCAACCACCAGUUACAACUUACAGGCGAAAGUAAUUUCACAAAAUAUAUUUUGGAUUUGGGCGAAACCGAACAAGUGCGUAUUAAUUCGCGCUAUGUGGCAGCCGCGACGGUGAACGAUAGCAAAAUUACUGCUUGGUUGAACAACCAACCGUUACACACGGCGCCGUUGACUGUGAAUCUCGUGCACAAUGCUAUGGCAAAGGUUCUUAUUGGACCAGAAGCAUCAAUAACCGUUUACAAUGCACCAUUGCCAUUUUCGCUCGAAACUAAAUUGGCGCAAUUGAACGCUGGCACAAAUGUGGGCACUCAGUUGGCUACCAAUGUUGGCUUCUGCAUGUGCUUUGUAAGCGCUUUCUAUAUACUUUUCCUGAUUAAGGAGCGUGAGACGCGUUCAAAACUUUUGCAAUUUGUGGGUGGCGUGCGUGUGUGGACUUUCUGGCUGUCACAGAUGCUCUGGGACAUGGCCACUUAUGCUAUAACUGCUUUAACAGUGGUUAUAACGUUGGCUUGUUUCCAAGAGGAGGGCUUUGCAUACUUCUCCGAUCUAAUUCGCUAUUACUUCCUGCUAAUAAUGUUCGGGUUCUCCGUUCUACCUUUUACCUAUUUGCUUUCAUUCUUAUUCAGUGAGCCAGCCACCGGAUUUUCUCGCGCUUCAACCAUCAAUAUAUUUGCAGGUGUUGCACUUUUCAUAGUUGUUGUAAUAAUGUCAUAUGAUGUCUUUGAUACCAAGGAUGUUGCGGAUGGUUUGCAGUGGUUCUUCAGAAUAUUCCCACACUUUUCACUUGCAAUGGGCUGGAAUAAUUUAUAUGUUAAUUGGGCUACACGUAAUACCUGCAAUAGCGAGGUGUUGCAAGUGUUGCCCGAUAAACUGCGUUGCGCUCUUAUACCCAAGUGUUGUACCACAACACCUUAUUUUGCAUACGCGGAACCUGGUAUUCUGCUGGAAAUUGUAUAUCUGGCCGCCACUACGGUGGUAUUCUUCCUAAUUAUCAUUUCACGCGAAUAUGGCAUAAUUGAUGAGCUCAUAUACAUGAUCAGAAAGAGAGCUUUUAAACCACCACCGCCGCCCGAGGACGGUUACUUUGAUGAUGAUGUUGACAACGAGAAGAAUCGCAUACAGAAAAUGUCCACCGAUACAUUGGCUAGUCAAAAUUUGGUGCUUGAUGGUGUCACUAAAUAUUACGGCAACUUUCUGGCGGUCAACCAGGUCUCACUAUGUGUCCAACAAAACGAGUGCUUUGGGCUGUUGGGUGUUAACGGCGCCGGCAAGACAACGACAUUUAAAAUGAUGACUGGCGACGAACGCAUCACUUACGGUUCGGCUUAUAUAAAGGGCAUGUCGUUGGAAUCCGAGAUGAAUCAAAUUUAUCAAGAUAUUGGUUACUGUCCACAAUUCGAUGCUUUACUAGACGAUCUAACCGGCCGUGAGACGUUGUACAUCUUUUGUCUAUUACGUGGCGUACGUCGGGCGCGUAUAAAUCGUAUAAUUGAAGAUCUGGCAAAGUCAUUCGGUUUCAAGAAGCAUUUGGACAAACCGACAAUGACUUAUAGCGGUGGCAAUAAACGAAAAUUGAGUACAGCGAUUGCCGUAAUAGGUAGUCCCAGCGUGAUAUAUCUCGAUGAACCAACAACCGGCAUGGAUCCAGCAGCUAGACGUCAACUUUGGAAUAUGGUUUGCCGCAUACGUGAUUCAGGCAAAUCGAUAGUGCUGACAUCACAUAGUAUGGAGGAGUGUGAGGCUUUGUGUACGCGACUGGCAAUCAUGGUGAAUGGCGAGUUCAAAUGUAUUGGCUCAACGCAGCAUUUGAAGAAUAAAUUUUCUAAGGGUUUGAUCCUGAAGAUCAAAGUGCGACGCGCACCAGAACAGUUCAGACCGUCUUUAAGAAGUUCAAGAAGUGGUCGCGGAGACCUUUCACCCACCCAUAUGAAGAUGCAACAGGACAUUAUCUCGGUGAAGGAGUUUGUUGAGCGCAUGUUCCCGCAGGCCAUAUUACAAGAGGAAUACCAGGGCAUACUCACAUUCUACAUUCCGCUCUCAAGUAUUAAGUGGUCAAGCAUAUUCGGUCUAAUGGAAAAGAAUCGCGAUUUUCUCAACAUCGAGGACUACUCCAUUAGCCAGACAACGCUGGAAGAGAUAUUUUUGGAGUUUGCGAAGUAUCAGCGUGAAGAUCCACGCACGCUUAACAUUAAGAAAAAGCGCUGUGCUUGGUGGCAAUCAAUGCGGAAUUGCAUUGCGGGAGUUGAUUCGCAUAAAAACGAAUACCGACUGCAGGCAUCGGAGCGUGAGCUGAAUGACUUAACGAAGGGACAGUUCAGAAACAACGGAGUUGCAGUAUAAAUUUACAUACAUAUGUAUAUGUGUAUGCAAUAUUUAAGUUUAAACACACUAAGUAGGACUCUAGAUUUAAACGAAAAGGUUUUGUGAUGUGCAAAAAUGUUAACCGAAGAGCUUUAGUAUGCUUAGGAGGAAAAGAGUUGCAGUCAAGCGCCAAAAAGUUUUGUAAGUGUUGGCUUCAACAAAUACACAAACAACUAAAUUUACUAAACAUUUAAUGAAAAGUCAAUGUGCCUAUAUAUACAUAAACGCAUAUAAUUAUUUAUGUAUGUAUUUUACUAUUUAAAAAAAGAACAUAUUUAUAUUUGCUUAAAUAUACUCAUGUGUGUAUAUAUGCAUAAAUGUAACGAAAAGCCACAAAUAUGUAGGUGCAUAUGUCUUUUUGACGCAAACUCGCUUUACUAGCAUAAGUAUAUAUGUAUAUAUGUUUUACUUAUAUAAGGUGUGCGCGCGCAAAAAAAUAUUUAGCCACUAACAUUUUACUUGCGCAUAGCACUUUCGGAAAGUAAAUAGCUAGUUUGAUUAACUUUAAUUUAUAAAACAGGCAUUACUGUACUAAAGAUUUGUUUAAGACGAUUAUUCAAAACUAAAAGAAUAACUUUUAAGUAAGUAUCUCAAAAACUUUUUAAUGAAAAUUUAGUAUUUUACAUUAAUUUAUGAAAAUGUAUAACAAAUGAAACGAUCCACGAACGAAAUGCACACGUUUUAGUUUUACUUGUAGUUGGAAAAGUAUUAUAAAAUAUUUUGGCACUAGUUUCUUAACAUAUUCAUAUUAAGAUAAGCCUACAGAAAUAAUAAAAAUAUUGCAAACCUAAAGAAAUAUGAAGAAACAAUAUAAUUUAAUAAAUAUGCGAUAUUUGUAUAAAUGUGCAGUAAGCUUUGAAUGUGCAAUGUAAAAGCUAUGAUUUUACAUGAAUAUUUAUUGUUUUGAAAAAUGUUUUUACAAAAUACCUGAAGCCAGUAAUUGAUGGUACUCUUUAACGACAACCUUUUACCCAACAAUUUACACCAAAAACAAUUAUUGAAAUAAAUGUGUGAUGUUGCUAUUUAUUCUAAUAAAGUUAUGAUUUGCUAAUUUUAGCAUUGAUACAA
Messenger RNA from Bactrocera neohumeralis, 7083 nucleotides. It is a transcript of the gene Abca3, whose product is annotated as phospholipid-transporting ATPase ABCA3. Gene Ontology annotation, cellular component: intracellular membrane-bounded organelle; membrane. Gene Ontology annotation, biological process: transmembrane transport; lipid transport. Bases 691 to 5994 code for a protein of 1767 amino acids. The record is from RefSeq and is a predicted model, not a curated record. Lineage: Eukaryota; Metazoa; Arthropoda; Insecta; Diptera; Tephritidae. The transcript has 16 exons. Gene Ontology annotation, molecular function: ATP hydrolysis activity; lipid carrier activity; ABC-type transporter activity.